Molecule: messenger RNA, 249 nt
Organism: Prunus armeniaca (apricot)
Lineage: Eukaryota; Viridiplantae; Streptophyta; Magnoliopsida; Rosales; Rosaceae
Source: the annotation of a GenBank genome assembly
AUGGUUUGUGACUCAAAGUUUUCGAAUUGGGUUCGAGACCAAGCUGCUCUUGUUGUUCUUGGUCUGGUUAAAUUCAGUAAGGAUGUUUUUGUGGGAUUGGUGUUGAUGGGUCCGAUUGUUAGAGCUUUAAUUCAAAUGGGAAAACGAGGUUGGCCUCAAUGUGUAUUGCAACUUGAUUGUCACAAUACACGCUUGCUAGUCUCGAAUGAUACACUUGAAGAUCUUGUAACACAUAUCGAAUCCAUGUGA